Messenger RNA from Leishmania mexicana MHOM/GT/2001/U1103, 1815 nucleotides. RefSeq lists its product as hypothetical. The record is from RefSeq and is a predicted model, not a curated record. Bases 1 to 1815 code for a protein of 604 amino acids. The transcript has a single exon. NCBI's taxonomy places the organism in Eukaryota, Euglenozoa, Kinetoplastea, Trypanosomatida, Trypanosomatidae.
AUGCGGGCGCCCAGCAAGGCCUCAACCUCCGCGGUUGCCUCACUGCGGCCGCCAUGCUGUCAGUCGAUACGUCAACAGCGUCGCUGCUACGCGUCCCGUAGUGGCGAGGAGAAAGGCGGUGCUGACAAGGGCAAGCAAGCUGCGGCGGCAGCUGUGUCCACGACACCCAGCACGGCGACCGCCAAGGCGGUACAAUAUUUCGCCGCCAACGAGAAUAAUGCGGGCGCCGCCGCCCGUGCGCAAGGCAGCGUGGAGCAGCAAGAGCAGCUCUCCGCGGCAACGGCGAACGGCGGCGGUGCUGCCACCUCUGGCAUCCGCACCAUUGGUAUCAAGCUCACCGAGGACGACGAGCUGGUGCGCGCCUUCAACAGCUUCUCCAAGAGCGUCAACGGCUGCACCCAGGAGGAGUUUCUCGUCGGUGCGAAACAGGCCUACUACAGCCUCGCCGUCGUCGUCAGCGCCUUUGUCGAGCAUGUGCAGCCGCUGGCAGGUAGGACAGAGUCGACCAAGACGAUCGCCGCCGCGCAUGAGGCAGCGAAGCUGCUAGACAAGGAGUUUAAGCCCGAGAGUCGCUCCGACGCGGCGGCGGCGGCAUCGCUGGCGUCGAAGGCGGAGGGGGACGGCAAGGACGCCUCCUCGUCCUCCUCGAAGACGGCGCUGCAGGACUCGCUCGUCCGUAGCGUCGUCUCCACGAUUGUCUCCCUCAUCCCCAUCUCGCGGCACCUGGCGGAGUCCAUCUUCAAGAUUUGGCUUCUGCACAAGGACAAGCAGGUGAACCUGAGCAGCAUUGCCUCGCCGGCGGACUACGUGCUGGACUCGAAGCUGGUCAUCUUCGCCCGCUUGGGCAAGGCACGCAUGUACUUUAACUCCAACAAUGUCGGCGCCGAGGUGGACGUGACCUUCAGCAAUGACUACCUGCGAAAGACCGGCGCAGCCGGCAAGGUGGAGGAGGAUGACUUUGACACCGGCAUGAUUCAGGUGCACACCGACACGGACGCCAACGCGCACCGCGCCACGGCAGAGGAGCACACAUUCGUCGUGGACAAAGCCACCCGCACGCUUAUGCCAACCGGCCCCACGGCCGCCAGCACCGCAGCCGCGCCCACGACAGCGUCUGCGGACGAGGCGAGCCACAGUGGAGAGAACUCAGCCUCUGCUGCUGCCCGCGGGGCAUCAGCUGCGGAUAGCGCGAAGUCGUCUGGCACCGCGUCACGCAUUCAAGUCACGUGCGUGAAGUCGGAAGACUUUUCGAGGAAGAGUGCAAGCACGCCAACGGUCGCUGCGACGGCGGUGCCUGACGAGGCCACCGCGAAGACUGCAGCGCCUGAGAAAACCGCGGCAGCGCCCCAAGAAAGCUCGGAGGAGGAGGAGGAGGCGCACUCUGUGUACAUCAAGGUGAACGGCAACAUGCUGCCACCGAUUCCUGCCUCAGCCCAUGCGUGCGCACUGCUCACCGUGGACGUCGUCGUGCCACCGGAGCGGUACGCCUACAACUUUGAGUGGUUCUACAAGCGUAUUGUCGGCUACGAGAACGAGUACGAGCGCAUCGCGGCGGCGCGCGUGUUCGCGUCGAAUAGUCCGAAGCCGCUGGCGAACUUUCUCGACUUCUUCAUGCGCAUGGUGACAGGGAAGCCGGUGGAGUUCAUGUUCUCCAAGGCGAUUGGGCGUAUGAUCGGCAUCCCGGAUGACGUCUCGCAGACCCCGCCGGCGACGCGCAAGCUCAUGUGCAUGUACAUGGACCAAUCGUACAAGUGGGUGCUGGCCGAUCUCAUCACGCUCGCCCCGGUCAUGGAGACGAAGCUGCCCAAGGCGUAA